CCACAUCUCUGCCAUUUUGCUUUUUCUUGGUACUUUUGAUACUCUGUAAGGGGCACUAAACCUCCCUUUAAGUGCGAUGUUCCUUCUCGAUCACUCUGAAGUGUACCUUACAUGAAGAGAACAGAGGAUCAUGGCCUUUGAACAACCCAACAACAUCAGCCUAACGGAAUCCGAUGGCAGCGAUCCCCUUUUCCACCUCUGCUGGAGACUACAAUCCUGCUCGCAAUGUCUGACAGAAGGCGUGAGCUGCAGUUGGUGCGCAAUAUCAUCUACCUGUGUUCCAAAUCCAGGACGAUUCCCAAUACUGGCUCCUAUCGGGUCCGAUCAGAUCUGCCCGCUUGGAUCGAAAGAACGAUGGGAGCUGCGUGCGCGUCCGCUGGGAUGUAACGCGAGCACUUUGAAUGUUCUUUCGGUUAUUAUAUCUAUAUCGGGGACUUUGGCUUUGUUUGCUAUUGUUGUACUGAUUGUCUGGUUGGUGAAGCGGCUUCGGCGGCGAUUGAAACAGACGGAGUAUGAGCGCUUGGGCGAUGGCCCUUCGGAUUCCUCUUGGCUUGGUUGGCUCGAUAUGGCAUCUUUACUUUCAUUGGUUGGUCUUUCUAGCCAGGGGGAAUCGCAAACUGGGACGCAGGGGCAAGGGGCAAAUCAAGCUUUGGCGGAGGAAGGGCAGGAGGAUCCCGAGACGCGGCCGUUGCUCGCAUAG
Messenger RNA from Penicillium pulvis, 700 nucleotides. RefSeq lists its product as uncharacterized. The transcript is spliced from 2 exons. The record is from RefSeq and is a predicted model, not a curated record. Bases 131 to 700 code for a protein of 189 amino acids. NCBI's taxonomy places the organism in Eukaryota, Fungi, Ascomycota, Eurotiomycetes, Eurotiales, Aspergillaceae.